Messenger RNA from Elgaria multicarinata webbii, 2022 nucleotides. RefSeq names its product KLF transcription factor 12 (gene KLF12). Gene Ontology annotation, biological process: regulation of transcription by RNA polymerase II. Gene Ontology annotation, molecular function: RNA polymerase II cis-regulatory region sequence-specific DNA binding; DNA-binding transcription factor activity, RNA polymerase II-specific. Lineage: Eukaryota; Metazoa; Chordata; Lepidosauria; Squamata; Anguidae. The transcript has 8 exons. Bases 51 to 1358 code for a protein of 435 amino acids. The record is from RefSeq and is a predicted model, not a curated record.
UGAGGGAAAGACUGGGAGUGAGUGGUAGGGCAGUGUGUGUGUGUGUGUGUAUGUGGCACCCGGUGCGUGUGAAUGUGUGGGAGAGAGAGAGACUCUAUAAGGGAAAGGAAAUUUCUUCUGCUGUGCAGCUUCUGUUCAGAAAGCUGAUGAAGACAAUUGUGCUUUAUAGUGACUGGUGGACAAUAACAACACAGGAUAUUAACACGUUGGAAAACAGAAUGUUAAUGCUUGAUGGGAUGCCUGCAGUCAGAGUCAAAACAGAGCUGCUGGAAUCAGAACAAGGGUCUCCAAACGCUCACAGUUAUCCCGAUAUGGAAGCUGUACCCCUGUUGCUGAACAGCAUGAAGGCAGAUCCAGAAGAAGACUCCUUGCCCACAGAUCAUUUCCAAACACAAACUGAGCCAGUGGACUUGUCAAUAAACAAAGCCCGAUCAUCCCCUAUUGCUGCUUCAUCUUCGCCAGUGUCCAUCACUGCAUCAGCAUCUUCUCCUUCUUCUACUUCAACGUCUUCUAGUCGGCCAGCCUCAUCACCAACAGUAAUAACGUCAGUAUCUUCAGCAGCGUCUGCACCAUCAGUAUUAACUCCAGGCCCACUUGUGGCAUCUGCGUCAGGUGUUGGAGGGCAGCAGUUUUUGCACAUAAUCCAUCCAGUACCACCUUCAAGCCCUAUGAACCUACAGACCAACAAAAUGAGUCAUGUACACCGCAUUCCGGUGGUGGUGCAGUCGGUACCUGUGGUCUACACUGCUGUGAGAUCACCAGGGAAUGUGAACAACACUAUAGUAGUACCGCUACUGGAGGAUGGGAGAAAUCAUGUCAAAGCACAAAUGGACCCACGUGGCCUGUCUCCCAGACAAAUUAAAAGUGACAGUGAGGAUGAUGACCUGCCAAAUGUGACCUUGGAUAGUGUUAAUGAAACUGGAUCCACGGCCCUCUCUAUAGCCAGAGCCGUUCAAGAAGAGAGCAUGUGGGGCUGUGCCAGGUCAGCAGUUAACACUUUUCGUUUUUUCAACUCCAGUUCAAUUUCACCAUUUAGUAUUGAGAGCACAAGACGCCAGAGAAGGUCAGAAUCCCCUGACUCUAGAAAGCGCCGUAUCCAUCGGUGUGAUUUUGAAGGAUGCAAUAAGGUGUACACAAAAAGUUCCCACCUGAAGGCUCACCGGAGGACACACACAGGAGAGAAACCGUACAAGUGUACCUGGGAAGGCUGCACCUGGAAGUUUGCUCGUUCAGAUGAACUGACGAGGCACUACCGCAAACACACAGGAGUGAAGCCGUUCAAGUGUGCGGACUGUGACCGGAGCUUUUCCCGUUCAGAUCACUUGGCGUUGCACCGUCGGAGGCACAUGCUUGUCUGAAAAAUGCUACCUUGUCAAAAUAAUAAUAAUAAUAAUAAUCAUGGAAGUACCAAGAGCUGGGUCUCUUUUAACUGCAGUGAAUUCAGCAGGGCUGAAUCCCGUUCUGACGGCGUUAGCACAAAAGGGGGCGUUCCGUGUUGUCCCAUUCACACAAAGAAGCAAGGAACGCAUUGCCACGUUCCUCCCUCCCGUCCAAAGUCAGCUUUUCAGCGUGGGCAAAGGCAGCACCCUCAGCGGGGAGAGAAUCACUGAAACGCGACAAGAUUGGGCAUUAUUUUCUAACCCGUCUCCUUUUCAAAGUAUUUAUGGCUUGUACCUUUUCUCAACCAUCACACUUUUUUCUCCUGAAGAAUUACUGGUAUUACAAAGACCGGAUGUCACAAACAUUUGAAAAGAAGAAGCCCUCUGGACCUCUGCUCCAUCUGCUGCUGCUGCUUCUUUCCUUUUUCUUUUUUUAACUAUCAAAACACUGCAAAAUAUCACCACGCCUGGUUGUUGAAUAAUCAACAAUCUACAAAGCCAGCGAUACAGACUGGGAAGAGGAAGGAUAAUAAUAAUAAAAAAUGAAGCUCUUUUAAGUGAACGGAUUCCUCAGCACACUUAUGCAAUAAAGACGGUGGUAUUUUUACAUUUUUACCCCUUCAUCAUUAUGCCGGACUUUAGA